AUGGUAUCCUCGUGGUGUUAUUUCAUAUUACCAGUGGUAUUACUCAUUGGAUUGCUUCGAAAAUGUCGCGAACGUACGUGGGGAAGAUGCAAAAAUACAGACAGUUUGCUAGGUCGAGUGUUCAUCGUGACAGGUGCCAAUUCCGGCAUUGGUAAAGAAAUAGUAAAGGAAUUAGCCAAAAGAAAAGCCACGGUCAUUUUAGCUUGUAGAGAUUUACAAACUGCUCGAAAUGCAACGUCUGAUAUACGCACUCAAAUAUCUACCGGAGAAUUGGUACCGAUGGAAUUGAAUCUAGCGUCAUUUUCAUCGAUCAGAGAAUUUGCCAGAGAAGUGAUAAAAAAUUUUGCAGAGGUUCACGUUCUGAUCAAUAACGCCGGAGUAUACGUUCCUUUCAAAGAGCAUGCUUUAACCGACGAUGGAUUUGAAAUUCAUUUCGGCGUAAAUCAUUUGGGCCACUUUUUGCUUACAAAUUUACUUCUCGAACAUUUAGAACGAAACGGACCAAGCAGAAUCGUUAUCGUGACGUCGAAACUUUUCGAAUCCGGGAUAAUUGAUCUUUCAAAUCUAAACGGGGAGAAAGGUUUGGUAGUCAAAGGACGCAUGAAUCCCGCGUAUUGCAAUUCAAAAUUGGCAAACGCUUAUUUCGGCAUUGAACUCGCAAAACGGACAAAGAACAGCGGCGUUAACGUUUACACGGUUUGCCCUGGAUUCACUUACACAGGAUUGUUCAGAAAUGUAAAAAGGAGUUGGUUUCAUUACAUCAUUUUUUCACCUGUCGCUCUAUUAUUUUUACGUACUGCAAAUCAGGGUGCACAAACUGUGUUACAUUGUGCGAUAGAACCUUCGUUGUCCAACGAAAGUGGUAAUAUUUACCGCGAUUGUAAGCUUUACGUUUCAAAGAAGAAACUAGAGGCCGACGUAGCGCUACGCUUAUGGGACGUGAUUUCGAAUCUAGUUUCGCAUGUAUACGAACAUUAUUCUCAAUUAAUUACAAGAAGAGGAGAAUAUCAACUCAACAUGAUAAUAACACGAUGUUGCUUCUACACGAAAACGUUGAAACAAUGUCAGCAUUACGCAGUAACGUCACAAUUAAAAAAAUAUAA
Messenger RNA from Heterotrigona itama, 1103 nucleotides. Lineage: Eukaryota; Metazoa; Arthropoda; Insecta; Hymenoptera; Apidae. The record is from the annotation of a GenBank genome assembly.